Bacidia gigantensis is the source of this 951-nucleotide messenger RNA. RefSeq lists its product as uncharacterized. The transcript is spliced from 2 exons. NCBI's taxonomy places the organism in Eukaryota, Fungi, Ascomycota, Lecanoromycetes, Lecanorales, Ramalinaceae. Gene Ontology annotation, cellular component: mitochondrion. The record is from RefSeq and is a predicted model, not a curated record. Gene Ontology annotation, biological process: transsulfuration. Gene Ontology annotation, molecular function: thiosulfate-cyanide sulfurtransferase activity. Bases 1 to 951 code for a protein of 316 amino acids.
AUGAGCCAGUCUCGACAUGUCUCCCUCUCAGCCUACAUUGUCACUCCCAAAGAGCUCUCGGAUGCAAUGAGCAAGAAUGUUCACAGCAAGAUAUCCACAGCUCCCCGAAUAGUCCCUAUCUGCGCAUCUUGGUUCCUACCAAACGAUCCAGGGAAAAGAACGGGCCGUCAGGUAUUCAACGAGCAGAGAAUAUCGACUUCUCGCUUCUUUGAUCUUGAUGGCUGUAAAGACCAUGACUCUGUCUACCCACAUAUGCUGCCGACAGCACAAGACUUUGCAAGGGCAAUGGAGGCGAUUGGGAUCCGCAAGGACGAUGAAGUAGUCGUCUACGACUCGAAGGAACUAGGUCUUUUCAGCGCACCAAGAGUGGGAUGGACAUUCAGAGUAUUUGGGCAUCCAGCCGUACAUGUCCUCAAUAAUUUCAGACUAUGGGUAGAUCAAGGGUACCCAACAGAGUCCGGUGAAAUCGAGACAGUUGUGAAAGAGAAGAGCAAGUACCCAGUGCCCUCAGUGAACCCAGAUAUGGUGGUCAAAUUUGCAGAAGUGAAGGACAUUGCGAAAGACUAUGGCAAGGAAGGUGCAGACGGUAUUCAGAUAUUAGAUGCAAGAAGUUACGGACGGUUCGCGGGCAAAGAAACAGAGCCAAGACCAGGACUGCCAAGUGGGCAUAUUCCAGGCAGCAUCAGUAUUCCCCAUUCUGAGCUACUGGACUCGAAGACUGGAGCAUUACUGUCUGGCGAAGAACUGCGAAAGAUCUUUGAGGGGAAGGGUGUGGACCCUGAUCAGCCGAUAAUAACCACAUGCGGGACCGGCGUCACGUCUGCAGUCAUUGAUGCAGCCCUAGCGGAAGCAGACUUUGGGAUGGUAGAAGAUAGAAGGUUGUACGAUGGUAGCUGGACCGAGUGGGCCCAGCGAGUGACCGAUAAAGCGCGGUUCAUUCACCAAUCAUGA